AUGGCUUCCGCGGCGUGGGACGGGCAGGACCAGCACAUGGCCGCUGCCGGCGAUGACGAGUUCAACCAGUUCCUCGACAUGAGCGGCAUGGCCAACAUGGGCGACGGCAUGCAGUUCGACUUCCACGGCUUCCAGGACAGCACCGCCCAGCCCAUGAUGGCCCAGUCGCGCCAGCACCAGCAGCACGACUCCAUCAUGGCCGACUCGGACCCCUCGCACAUGAUCCCCCGCAGCGACGGCCUCCUCCAGAACCACACCCCGGCCAUGACCACGGCCGCCAUGCCCGCCCAGAUGAUGGCCACCUCGGCCCCGAGCGACACCAUCUCGAGCAUCGACGCCCAGAUCCAGUAUCUGCAACAGCAAAAGUACCAGCAGCAGCAGCGCGUCCUCCAGGAGCAGCGCGCCACCUUCUUCUCCAACCACAGCCACUCCGUGCCCCCGACGCCCCAGAGCCUCGAGAUGGCCCCCGGCAGCGGCCAGUUCUACUCCCAGCCCGAGCAGGUCGCCCGGCAGGGCGUCUACGACAGGGGUUAUCACCAGCGCGUCGCUGAGCAGCAAGAUAUGGCCUUUACGCCCCUCGUGUCUCCUGCUGUGACACCUUUGGAUCCCCACUUCAACAUGGACAAUGCCUUCACUGUCCCGGGUGCUUACUUUAGCCCCCUGACGUCGCCGGCACUGCAUGCGCAAAACGACUCCUCAUCAGCUUACGACCACAGCACGCACUCCAACAACUCUCCCAUCGAGAUGGACCUCGAGGCGCCCGCCAUCGCGCCCGCUCCCAGCGCCCAGGACCUCUCCAAGAAGGCACGGAAAAACAACGCCGUCAAGGCCAGGGGCAAGGCCAGCAUCAAGAGCUCACCCAUCACCAAGCCCCAGCGGCGAAAGACGGGCCCCAGCCCGGCCAUCGUGUCGCAAGUCCUGAGCGAGGUGGACGAGCGGAAUAUUCGGUCCGCUGACCAGGGCUUACUGCCGCUGCCGGCGACAUCUACCGAUGGGUCGGAGGAGAACGCCUCUGUGUCGCCGGAGAAUCUGACCGAUAUGCCCCCGCCUCCGGUCCCGAACCGGAGGUCGACGAGCAAGUCUCCCUACAUCCGGCCCCAGAACGGCGGCCCUCAGCAGCCUCAGCCUCGCUCCGCAAAGGCCGAGCAGCCACAACCGCAACCGCAGCCCCAACAGCAGCAGCAACAACAACAACCGGUGGUGCAACAACAACCUCAUCCCGCGACGCCAGCGUCUCUGAUGAAGCUUCCCGCUACCAAGGACAAGGGCCCGCCCACAAGCGGCCAGGAGGAGCACAUGGUCACGGAAAACAUCGAGUCGCUCGAGUUGCCUGAGUCCAUCUCCAACAACAGGCCGCUUAUGCCCAUCAACACGUCGCUCACAUCGCCAUCUCCCCGCAUCGAGCCGAUCUCGGCGAGGAAUUCAACGCUGCAGCCCCUGCCGUCGCCCGGCAUCAGGGCGUCUGGCACGGCAUCUGCCAGCGCAAGCCCCCAACUGCGGCCGGGCUCGUCUGGGCCCGCGGCGAGGAAAACUCCCCAGCUCGCCUCCCGGAAUAGCAGGAAACGCUCGACCGGCUCAGUUCACGCCUCGCCCGCACUGCUCCCGAGGAUAUCUCCCAACAUCAAACCCCUGCUUCCCGGGACGCCGGGCUUGUCGGCCGAGGACACAGCGUCGAGGCUGCUCAUGUCCAAGUCCAACUACCAAAACAUCCUGGAAGGAAACACGGUGCCUGGCGUGUCGUACCCCAGCGAGCUGUCGACGAAUCUGACGUCAAAGAGGACGUCUCACAAGAUUGCCGAGCAGGGACGGCGGAAUCGCAUCAACUCGGCGCUCCAGGUCAUGGCCGGGCUUCUGCCCGACCAGCCGGUAAUCGAGGGCACGGAAGAGGCGGACAAGAAGGACGCCAAGGGAUCGAGCAUGGCCAACAGCAAGGCCAGCGUGGUGGAGAACGCCAUUGUGCACAUGAAGACCCUGCAGCAAGAGAACGUGGACCUCAAGCAGCAGCUGGAGCAGCUCAAGAGCCAGCUGGAGAAGCUGAAAGGGCAACCCGAGGAGAAGGAGGAGUCGGCGGCGACAUAG
This is a messenger RNA of Purpureocillium lilacinum, 2079 nucleotides long. RefSeq lists its product as uncharacterized. Lineage: Eukaryota; Fungi; Ascomycota; Sordariomycetes; Hypocreales; Ophiocordycipitaceae. The record is from RefSeq and is a predicted model, not a curated record. Gene Ontology annotation, molecular function: protein dimerization activity.